This is a messenger RNA of Trichogramma pretiosum, 3790 nucleotides long. RefSeq names its product b(0,+)-type amino acid transporter 1. Gene Ontology annotation, cellular component: membrane. Gene Ontology annotation, biological process: amino acid transmembrane transport. NCBI's taxonomy places the organism in Eukaryota, Metazoa, Arthropoda, Insecta, Hymenoptera, Trichogrammatidae. The coding region runs from base 1272 to 3041 and encodes 589 amino acids. Gene Ontology annotation, molecular function: L-amino acid transmembrane transporter activity. The record is from RefSeq and is a predicted model, not a curated record. The transcript has 5 exons.
CCCCGUCUGCUCUCCUAUGUGUAUACGAUUCUCCGAUCGCGCAUCACCUCGUUGAAUACAUAUAUAGCAGCUCGUGUGUAUAGGAUCGCCACCGCACGACGACGACGCUUGCGCGAAAAACCGACUGCACGAGCUCUCCGCACCUGCACUGACCGACUCUCUCUCGCUUAUUGUACUCAGUCCGAUACGUGUACACGUCCCCGCGCCUCGUAUAUAUACAUUUGCAAUCGCCCAAGUCGCAGUCGCGUACGGUCGUGCACACACGUGGAUUCGUCGCUCGCUCGCGCGUGAAUUUAUAGUAUACAGUAUCUGGUACACACGCACGAGUUUUAUUUCCUCGUAUUACAUCGUCAAACAUAUGCGUCGAUAUACAGAGCGCGUAUAGAUAAUAUAAAAAGAAGGGAGUCUGGGAUAAUAAAAAAAAAAACAUAUCGGGUGAAUCGAUGGGAGAGAAAAUUUAUUGCCCUGUGAGCCCGAGAUAGCAGCGGAGCAUCAAAUAGCUGCCUCCGGUAUUGUAUAGAUUGAUCGAUUCUCGCUCGAGAUACGUAUAUACAUAUAGUUAUAUGUCACACGAAGAGAGAGUAAUUCGAGUGCAGUUUGGUCCGCGUGUGUAUAUCACGUUUAUAUAUAAUAAUAAUACAGAUACAGAUUGAUAAUUGCAACGCCUUGUCCAAUACACGUGUGUGUUUUGUGCUCCUGAUUCAAUAGUGCGUAAUAUCGAAUUUCUCUCUGUUUCUCCUCCGUGUCUCGUGUGGUGCAUUGUCACAGCAGCAGCAACACGUGCAACGCGUCUGAUAUAAGGUGUUCCACAUAGACGAGGACACCGACAUAAGGCAGCUCUCUCUCUCUCUCUCUCUCACUCUCCACCUUCGACACACGAGCCGUUCGCAAAUCGGACUCGAGACAGCUCGUAUAAAUAUUAUUAAUACACAGUUGAUAAAGUUGAAACAACAUUGGACAAAAGGAAGAGAGACCCCGUUCUAUAAACGUGAUACUUUUUGUAUGAGAGCAGAGAGAAUAGCGAAAAAAAAAAUUGUCGUUGACCGUAUACAAAAUACAUAAUAAUAUAUAUUCGCUCGCUAACUCGCUCUCUCGUGGCGUGUUAAAUCGCGCACGGAUCGUGUCAUGAGCGGCAGUUGUUCAAUAACUGAGACCAUCACCACCACCACCACCGACCACCACCACGACCAUCGUCAGAGCCCCGAGUGCAGUGCUGCAGAUUUUCGGCCCCGUAGUCGUCAUCUCCGAGAAUCGUCCACGUCGCCGUCGUCAUGCACGCUGCCGCCUCACUCAAACGAGCUGUCCAAUCAAACCCUCAAGUCGCUAAUAGCUCGGAUCAACAGCAGCAGCAGCAGCAGCCACAAAAUCCACAGCAGCAAGUCUCGAAUUUACGAAUGCGCAAUGGCAACGCAACAGGCCCAGGUGGCAUCGGAAAAACAGCAUCAGCCGAAACGUCGUCGUCGGAACAACAACAGCAGCAGCAGUCGUCGCCGUCGCCCGCUCCAAUCGACGAUCCGGGUAACGACGGGGACGGUGGGGGAGGGCCCCGAGGUCUGGAGGGGCCGGACCCAGAGAAGGACGACCCUGUUCACCUCAAGAGACGGGUGGGACUCGUCAGUGGGGUGGCUCUAAUCGUCGGCACCAUGAUUGGAUCGGGAAUCUUCGUCUCGCCAUCCGGUCUAUUGAUACGCACCGGCAGCGUGGGCAUGAGCUUCGUCGUGUGGACGGGCUGCGGCCUGCUGUCGCUCUGCGGCGCCCUCGCCUACGCCGAGCUCGGCACCAUGAACACGAGCAGCGGCGCCGAGUACGCCUACUUCAUGGACGCGUUCGGCGCCCCACCGGCCUUCCUCUUCUCCUGGGUCUCGACCCUCGUGCUCAAGCCCUCGCAGAUGGCCAUCAUCUGUCUGUCCUUCGCCCAGUACGCCGUCGAGGCCUUCGCCUCGGAGUGCGAUCCACCCGGCGAGGUGGUGAAACUCGUCGCCCUCCUCGCACUGGUGCUCAUACUGCUGGUCAACUGCUACAGCGUGAAUCUGGCGACGGGCGUGCAGAACGCCUUCACCGCCGGUAAGCUCAUCGCCAUACUGGUUAUCGUCGCGGGUGGCACUUGUAAACUCUUGCAGGGCAAUACCCAGCACCUGCGCAACACCUUCGACAGCUUCGAGGAGAAGCCGGAGGAAGCGACCGUUCAGCAACAGCAGCAGCAAUCGAGUAGCGUCUUCGCCGAGGCCGAAUUUUACGGCAAAUUGGCCACGGCUUUUUACACGGGCCUGUGGGCCUACGACGGCUGGAACAAUCUCAACUACGUCACGGAGGAGAUCAAGGACCCGUCGAGAAAUUUGCCCAGGAGCAUAAUGAUCGGUAUACCGCUGGUGACUCUGUGCUACGCUCUGAUCAAUGUAUCCUACCUGGCGGUCAUGUCGCCGCUGGAGAUGAUCGACAGCGAGGCCGUGGCAGUGACGUUCGGCAAUCGCAUCCUCGGCGUGAUGGCCUGGCUCAUGCCGCUCUCCGUCGCAGUGUCGACCUUCGGCUCGGCCAACGGCACCCUGUUCGCCGCUGGCCGUCUGUGCUUCGCCGCCUCGCGUCAGGGCCACCUCAUGGACUGCCUGAGCUACGUCCAUGUGCGACGCUUCACCCCGGCCCCGGGCCUGAUCUUUCACUCGCUCGUAGCCGGCGCCAUGAUACUGUCCGGCAGCAUCGACUCGCUCAUCGACUUCUUCUCCUUCACCGCCUGGAUAUUCUACGGCGGUUCGAUGCUGGCGUUGCUGGUGAUGAGGCGAACGAGGCCGAAUCAUCCGAGGCCCUACAGAUGCCCGUUGGCCAUACCGAUCCUCGUGCUGGUGAUAUCGAUUUUUCUGAUCGUGGCGCCGAUCGUCGACAAUCCGCAGAUCGAGUAUCUGUACGCGGCGGCGUUCAUCGGGGCCGGCAUGUUCUUUUACGUGCCGUUCGUGAAGUACGGAUACGUGCCCAAGUUCAUGGACGGAGUGAACGCGUUUCUACAGAUGCUGCUCGAGGUGGCGCCCACCGCUGCAGCCUUCGAUUGAAUCACACACACACACACAAUAAACAAACCGAAAAUAAAAAACAACGAUAUCGACAGGAGCCAAAAAUUCAUCUCUGCGGCUUCUGAACAUAUUAUAUAGAUACGACUGUGAUUGUAGCCGUUGCAUGUGAAUAAUAGAGCGAAAAUAACAAAGCAUAAUUGUCAAACGAAUACUCGGAUAUUUUACAUUUGUUAUACGUGCUGAACACGCAACUAUACUAUUUUUUUUUUUUUUUUCGUUACUCGAUUGUUGAAAACGAUCGAAGCCGCGUGUGUGAUCGUUACUAUUAUUACAAAGCGCCAAAAACAAAAAAAAAAUUGAAAAUGUAAUGAAGAUUGUUAGUAAAAUGACUAGAUUAUUUUAAGGAAAGUUGAGAUAUGGUGACGUUGUAUGUAAAAAAAAAAAAUACCAAACAAAUGAAUGAUAUAAAACAAGCCGAUUUUCGACCACAGAGGAGUUAUUUUUAUUACUUACAGAUUUUACUCGUUGUUUAUUGCUAUUUGUAUUGAAGAAAAAAAGAAAAUAAUGAAUAAAUAAAAUAAGCGAUAAUUAAUUUAUCGAAGUUACGAUUAAAUGUAUAAGUUUGACGUAUAAUCAUAUGUAUAUUCGUUAUUACAUAUAUGCGCUUGAUGUGCGUAUACCAUCAAAAAAUGUGUAUAUUAUGUGUCGCGUCGUCAAUGUGAUCAAUUAAGUAUUGUAUAUUAAUUCAAACGAAACGAUGAAUAAAUAAAGAAUUUUUUGAAAAUAAA